GAUUUAUUAUGAGACUAAUCUGACCUUUGCAAGAAAGGAUACCCAACUUUCUGCAGUCAGAAGUCCAGGUAUCAUAGAGCCCAGUCCCUGACAUCUCACUGCUGCAGAGAUGGAUAACCAAAGAAUAAUCUACACUGAACUGAAUCUGCCCAAAACCCCAAAGAGGCAACAAAGGAAACCCGAGGAAACUAAAAGCUCCAUUUCAGAAACUGAACAGGAAAUAACCUAUGCGGAAUUAAAACUUCAAAAUGCUGUUCAGGAUCUUCCAUUGGAUGGCAAAUCUUACCACUGCAAGGAUUUAUUGUUACCUCCAGAAAAGCUCUUUGCUGGGAUCCUGGGAAUCGUUUGUCUUGUCUUACUGUCCACUGUGGUAGUAAGAGUCGUCAUUACCUUAACACAGAAGCGGAACAAUUCUGACCAGACUGAAAAUCAGAAAGGAUAUCCUUGUCGUCAUUGCCCAGAGGAGUGGUUCACAUAUUCCAACAAUUGUUAUUACAUGGUUAAGGAAUCAAAAACUUGGAAUGAGAGUUUGAUGGCCUGUGCUUCUAAGAACUCCACUCUGCUUUACAUAGAUAAUGAAGAAGAAAUGAAAUUUCUGGGUUCCCUGUCACGUCAGUCAUGGAUUGGAGUCUUUCGUAACAGCAGUGAUCAUCCAUGGAUGUCAAUAAAUGGCUCAACUUUCAAACUUCACAUAUCAGAAACAGAGUAUAAGAGCUAUACCUGUGCUGUGCUACGUGACAGUAAACUUCUAUCAGAAGGAUGUGGAUCUUUACAAGUAUAUAAUUGUAAGCACAAGCUUUGAAAC
Molecule: messenger RNA, 805 nt
Organism: Otolemur garnettii (small-eared galago)
Lineage: Eukaryota; Metazoa; Chordata; Mammalia; Primates; Galagidae
Product: NKG2-A/NKG2-B type II integral membrane protein
Exons: 7
Coding region: 110-802 (230 amino acids)
Biological process (GO): positive regulation of natural killer cell mediated cytotoxicity; stimulatory C-type lectin receptor signaling pathway
Source: RefSeq, a predicted model, not a curated record